This is a messenger RNA of Drosophila busckii, 473 nucleotides long. RefSeq names its product male-specific sperm protein Mst84Db. NCBI's taxonomy places the organism in Eukaryota, Metazoa, Arthropoda, Insecta, Diptera, Drosophilidae. The transcript has 2 exons. The record is from RefSeq and is a predicted model, not a curated record. The coding region runs from base 127 to 300 and encodes 57 amino acids.
AGCUCAUUCCAUUCACCGGACUCAUACAGUUAACACAUAUUUCCUUAGCCCAAUAGCAACAGCAACAACAACAACUACAACUAUAACAAUAACCCAAAAGCUCAUUUUCUAAACUUCAAAUUCAACAUGUUGAUUGUUUGCAAAUUUGAUCCUUUCUAUGUUGGACCCUGCCCGCCCGGCGUGCUGGUGCCAGCCGGCAGAUGUUGUGGCUGCGGACCCUGCGGUGGCUGCGGACCCUGCGGUGGUUGCUGUGGACCCUGCGGUGGUGGCUGCUGCAGUUCCUCGCCUUGCGGCUGGUAGUGCUGCUCCAAGACACUGAAAUUCGCAUAAACAAAUUGACGACGAAUGGAUGGAUGGAUCGAACGAAAACUACGAUGUUAGUAAAACAUGUAACAUUUACGGCUAAGGAAAUAUGUGACUGUACUGCACGGUACUCUGUGUUCAAAAUUCUCAGUCGUAAGCAAAAUAUUUGA